Molecule: messenger RNA, 4287 nt
Organism: Eptesicus fuscus (big brown bat)
Lineage: Eukaryota; Metazoa; Chordata; Mammalia; Chiroptera; Vespertilionidae
Gene: PPP1R3D
Product: protein phosphatase 1 regulatory subunit 3D
Exons: 1
Coding region: 351-1250 (299 amino acids)
Biological process (GO): regulation of glycogen biosynthetic process
Cellular component (GO): protein phosphatase type 1 complex
Molecular function (GO): glycogen binding; protein phosphatase 1 binding
Source: RefSeq, a predicted model, not a curated record
UGGGAGGGGCCGCUCCACCAAUGCAGCCUUCCACUAAGAACCUGCCAGGAGACAGAGCCGCAGUCCGCUCCCCGGAAGGCCCCGAAAAGCUUGCUCUGGAGACAACAUUCGUCUCUUGGGGAAAAAAGCUCUGUUUUCGCUGCAACUAACGGAAGACCUGGGAGAGGACUCGAGGGGGCGAGGCGGCAGAGGAGGGGAGGCGCAGCGGGGCCAGGUUUCCCUCGCGUUGCAGUUCCAGCGGACCCUGGGGCCUUCUGAGCACGGCUGGGGACGCCGCCGAGGUAUUGGAGGCGGGGUCGGGAGGCUGCCCCUCUGAUUCGUACCCCCAUCACCGGGGGGCCUGCUGGGCCAUGUCCAGAAGCUCGGACCCCGCGGUCCUGCCCCGCGCCUUGGGGUCCCGGAAGUCCGCCCCGCGGAGCCUCAGCUGCCUCUCUGACCUGGACGGCAGCGCGACCCCGGAGCAGCGGCCUUGCCGGCCCCACUGGAGCUCGGGUCGCGCGCGGCCGCCGCCAUCCGCACCAUCAGGCUGCGACCCCAGCCUGCGACCCAUCAUCGUGAGGCGGGCGCACUCGCUGCCCAGCUCUCCGGAGCGCCGCCAGAAGGCAGCAGGCGCCCCUGGCUCUGCGUGCCGGCCGGACUGCAGCCGGCAGCACCGUGUGCGCUUUGCCGACGCCCUGGGCCUGGAGCUGACGCAGGUCAAGGUGUUCCACGCGGGCGACGAUCCCUCGGUGCCACUGCACGUGCUGUCGCGGCUGGCCAUCAACUCUGACCUCUGCUGCAGCCGCCAGGACCUGGAGUUCACCCUGCAGUGUCUGGUGCCGGACUUCCUGCCGCCCAUCGAGGCAGCCGACUUCGGCGAGCGCCUGGGGCGGCAGCUCGUGUGCCUGGAGCGGGUCACCUGCUCGGACCUGGGCAUCAGCGGCACGGUGCGCGUGCGCAACGUGGCCUUCGAGAAGCAGGUGGCGGUGCGCUACACCUUUUCCGACUGGCGCAGCACACACGAGGCUGUGGCCAGGUGGCGGGGCCCCGCGGGUUCCGAGGGCGCUGAGGACGUCUUCGCCUUUGGCUUCCCAGUGCCACCCUUCCUGCUGGCGCGAGGCUCCCACGUGCACUUCGCAGUGCGCUACCGUGUGGCCGGCGCCGAGUACUGGGAUAACAACGAGGGGCGCGACUACAGCCUCACGUGCCGCAACCACGAGCUGCACAUGCCCCGAGGGGAGUGUGAGGAGAGCUGGAUCCACUUCAUCUGAGCUCGGGCCAGGGACCUGGCGCUGCUGCUCCCAAGCCACACCUGCGGUCACUUCGUAGCUGGGCGCUCACAGCAGAGGCAGCUGCUCUUCCCUGCACUCCGUCCCCACACCUAAAUCUGACCUCACGUCCUGCUGCAGGGACCCCUGGCAGUGGCCAUCCUGCCACCUACUUGAAACGUCUGUGUCAGUUGUAAAAUGUAGCCUCCGGUGGCCAGAGGCCUAGUGUGUGACAAGCUGGGACAGUGCGGGUGGGUAGGUGCAGGGGUGUUGGGCUCUCCGAAAGGGUUCUGACUGGGUUUCUGGAAAAGGCCUGCAUCCUCCCGCUAGGAAGGCCUGACUGCUUUUGCAUGUGUCCUGAUGGGGUCUCUGUAAACGUAGGUGUUACUUAUUAUUGUGAUGCUGGGAGCUUGAUCCCUAGUGGAUGCCUUCCCCAGAGCAUUCUGGAUUUAAUAAGCUCAAAGAGAAACCAGUUUGUGUAUUUGUGCCCCAGUGUGACUCCCAUCAUGGUUCCUUGAGGCAUUCCUGCCCUGGGACCAGGAAAACCUGAGCUUGCCAAUGUUUGUGGACUUCUCACCGUGGAAAACUAUUAAUAGGCAAGCAAUGUAUGCCUCAUCAGUCAUCACCACCAUUCCUGGGAACUCAGGCUGCCCUGGGGAAGCUGUCUCCUACAUCACAGCUGAGAAAGAGAAAAAGCUUAGAAUGUUAGCAGAACAACCCCAGUGUCUCUUCUCACAUCUCACACUUCUCUCGCACCUACUUGAUAAUUAUGUAUCCGCAUGUUAUCAGGCAAUUCUGUUUAGGGUUGAAACUACCUAAACAGGAUAAGAAACUCUGCCUUAAGUUAUUAAAAAUUUCAGACACAUGCCCUUUCAAAUACCUUUUUGAUGAUCAAGAUGACUCUUUGUCUUCUUAAGCAUCAGAAGAUUCCAGCAGUCAUCUUUCAGAAGUCAGGAUGCCAAGUGGAAUUAGCAAGUUUGUUCAGCAAUAGCCAGAGCACUAGAGGAAAAAUAAUUCACAAAUAUUUAUACUUUUUAAAUGUUUUAAAUUGUACUUAUAUAUGCCCAGGUUUUAUUUUAAAUUGUAUUUAUAUGUACCUGGUUUUAUCAGCUACCUGCCAACUUAAUUCUUUGUGCCUUCAGAUCAGAGAGUUUCUAACAUUGUGGGGACUUGUUUCCCAGUUUUAAAAUGUUAAAUGCUUUCUUCCUUUUUUUUUUUUUUAAAAUAUCUUUCUUUUUAAAAAAAAUCUCCAACCAAGAAGUCAAGGCCAUUGUCCCCUGCAGAGUGCCACAAUGACUUAAAACUCCCAGCAAGGGGCUGGUGAUUUCUUUUGGUGCUGAGUGAUGGUUUUUCUGAUAACAGGUGCUAGCUCUCAAGUGUGAAAACCCAGCCAGGAUGGACAAGGCCUCCACUUGUGGAGUUUAAUUAUGGCACAAUUGAAAUCUCUGAGGUAAAUUGUGACAGCUGUCACCAAUUAAUAACUGAAUUUGAAAUGCUUGUUAAAAUUUGUUAAAUCAGUAUGUAAAGGGUGAGUUUUGCCUUUUAACCAGUUUGGUUUUUACAGUGACAACUUUUGUGUUUUUAAAAUUCCAAGAGGAAAAACGCUUUCUGAUCUAGAGGGAGUACUUUCUGAUUUAAGAACACUGAAUUUUGAUUUAAAAUAUGGUGAUUAAAUUGAACAAGCUUUGGCUAUUAGCAUUGUUCACUCCAUUGACUUGCAAGAGAGAGAGAAGCCUGGUUGCAUUUCCUGUUGUUUAACAGACUGUCCAAUUAGGUCAGUACGCCUGUGAGGGCCCUGGCUGCUAUGUCCUUGGCCCCAACCCAGACUGCAAGAAAUUAUCCAGAGUAUUCAUGUUACGAAGGUUAGGGCUGCCAAAUAUAUUGUAUAAAGGCAUGUAGACAAUCUUAUAAUCCAUGUAAAAAUUACUUGGCAAAAGGUUCUAAUCAUGGAGUAUAAAGUAAAUAUUAUAUCUUCAGUAUUAAAAGAACCUCGGUGUGCCUUUAAAAAAAUUAAAUAUACUUGCCUAGUUGAUAAAGUUCAGCUUAACAAGGACUUUCAGACCCUAAAACAGUUAUAUUGCUUAAAUGUUAACAUUUUGUAGUGGGUUGUGCAAUUGUUGGGUUGUCUCCCCAAAUAUAUUUUAAUGUUUAUACUUUGAAGCUAUUUCACCCAGACCUAAAAUUAAAUUGUAUGUGCACAAAUUGCUAGCUGGAAUGUGUUUUCCUUGUAGUCUCAUUACAGAAACAUGUUAGAAACUUCUUGAUUGUUUAAAUAAUUUCAUGGUUAAGUCUUAUUCUUACCUAAAUAGUCAAACUUAGUGCCUUGCCAAAAAAAAAAAAGUUUUCAUUUUUUAUUUUUAUUGUAUGCUAGUACCUCAGUUUCUGUAGCACAGUUGUGCAUGUCUUUGAAAAACUGAAAUGCAAUAUUUUGUGCCAGGUCACAUACGAAGAAAGCUCUAGGGCAGUGGUCGGCAAACUCGGUCAACAGAGCGGCAAACCGAGGCUCUCUCGAGCUGCAGUUUGCAGACCACUGCUAGGGCAUUGCAGGGGGUGAGACAGUAUUGUACUCUUGUGUGUCUGACUCCCCUUUGAUUGUGCCUUGCACACAGGGGAUGGAAGCUAACAUUCACUGUGUCCUCUCUUAUUUGCCUGCCCACAGUGCUAGGUGCUGUAUUUGAUUUCAUUUAAUUCUGAAAAUUACACUAUCUGGUAGAUAAUAUCCCCAUUUUUUUAGUUGAAGAGAGUGGAGCACACCUAGAAUCCCACAGCUGGUAAAUAGCAAAGUCAGUAUUCAAACCUACCCCAGAACCCAAUUUUGAUAUGAUUGAUAGACAAGAUUUUUCAUCUAAUAUUAUGAUCUAAAAACCUAUUUAACAACAAUUCGAAUAAGAUUAAAAAGAGUGAUUGACUUUUUUCUUCCUUGUGGUAGUAUACUGUUUACUAAACAAUUCCUAUGCUUUUUGUACAAAUGGAACAAUAAAAGGACUCUAACUUUUCUCCUCUGCUACAAAGUGGCAAAUUGAGACAUCACUACUUACAA